Ictidomys tridecemlineatus (thirteen-lined ground squirrel) is the source of this 2319-nucleotide messenger RNA. RefSeq names its product apolipoprotein M (gene Apom). Gene Ontology annotation, biological process: high-density lipoprotein particle clearance; cholesterol efflux; high-density lipoprotein particle assembly. NCBI's taxonomy places the organism in Eukaryota, Metazoa, Chordata, Mammalia, Rodentia, Sciuridae. Gene Ontology annotation, cellular component: low-density lipoprotein particle; high-density lipoprotein particle; very-low-density lipoprotein particle. Gene Ontology annotation, molecular function: lipid carrier activity; phospholipid binding. The record is from RefSeq and is a predicted model, not a curated record.
UUUUGCACUUUGCCUAUGAGCAUGCUAGAGACCUAGGAGGUUGAGGUGGCCAUUAUAAAUGCCUGAAGAAAAUAUAUCGACUCCACGCCUUCGAGAGACGCUGUGGAUGGUUUUAUGAACUUUGGAUUUUGGAGAUUAGGGAUUAUGCCUUAUCUAUAUUAAAGUUUUGACAGGCAGAGAAUUUUGAGCGGCACUGACCUAGCCACCUAAAACUCUCAUUCUCACUGCAGCCCUCACCUGGCCCUGUGCUCGGCGCCUCCGGAAGUCACUUUACCUUAGGCGGUUGGGGGCUUGUAAUCCCAGGUAUUCCAAAGGCUGAGCCAAGAGUUUUGCCAGUUCAAGACCAGCCAAGGCAACAAAGUCAGACCAUGUCUCCAAAACAAAAAAUUUUUCAAGGGCUGGGGUGUAGGUUAGUGGUUCAGCACUUGACUAGCAUAACAAGCAAGGUCCUGGGUUCACCCCCAGUCCUGCAAAAAUAAAAUUUGUAAACAUUACCCCCAACAGUAUAAUUAACUCUUUAGACACCCAUUGCCCAGAUUAUGUUUUCUUUUAACUAAAUCACAAGCCCAUAGCCAGUCUCACCUCUCAGUGCAAAUCUUUUUGUGGCAGCCCAUGAGUUUUAAUUAAGCCCCACAACUCAUCACAUUAACUGCUUAACUCACUUGGCCCUAUCCAUUGCCUCUUGAGAAUUCUUAUUAUUAGAGAAUUCAGAAAGUAUAAGUUCUUUAUAAACAUUAUCAAUUACAGAAAAUGCUUCUUUAGAUUUACUAUGUGCAGGUCAUUGUAAAGGGCUUUAUGUACCUUCCUAUUUAAUUCUCUAAAACUGAAGAUUUGCACAUUUUACAGAUGAAAAAACAAGACAGAGAGAUUAAUAAAAUUGUCCCAGAUCUGAGUUAGGGUUUGGACCCAAUCAGACAGCAAUGCCAUUUUCUUUAAUCAUUAGAAUAUGUGGUCUUUUGUAGUAAUAAACAUUGAGUGAAUUAACUCACUUAUGUGUCAGCAAGCUUUUCUGGGGUAUGUACAAACUAUUUCUACAAUUAUAAACUUAAGAGAAAACCCUCCAUGUCCCAGCAACCAGUUCAUACCUGUUCAAAGCACUUAAGAUUGUCAAUGGUUGUUUACACAACUAGUUUUUCCUAUAUCCCUGGCUUCUUCAAGGCCAGGGAUUGUGUCUUAUUUGUUUUUAUAUCCAUAGGGAUUAGCCAGUUCCUGGCAAACAGCUAGGACUCAAAAGUUUCCUAAGUGAAGAUUUGCACAUUUUACAGAUGAAAAAACAAGACAUAGAGAUUAAUAAAAUUAGGACCCAGUCAAGCCACUUCUCUUUGAUGCAGCACAACACAAAAAGAUCUCCCACCAAGAUAUGGGGUGAAAGACCACAGGCUUCUAGCUCUCCUCAAAAUUGAGAGAUCCUACAAUGGUUGCAUCCAGAAGAGGGGGAGGAAGGCCCCACACACUGUAGAUAAUCCAGGUUUGGGUUGGAAAACAAGGUUGAAGUUAUUCAUUAGCAGGUGAAGGGGUCAAGGGUCGAGGCAUGGGGGCUGGAAGCGAGUGGACUGAGCAGCCCUCAGUGAAGAGAGCAGUUAAAGCACCAGUUACCCCACGCAGACCACCAGCUCCUUCCCACCUGAAGAUGUUCAAUCAAAUUUGGGCAGCUCUACUCUACCUCUAUGGCAUUCUCCUUAACUCCAUCUAUCAGUGCCCUGAACAUAGUCAACUGACAACUCUGGGAGUGGAUGAGAAAGAGUUCCCAGAGCCCCACCUGGGCCAGUGGUACUUUAUCGCAGGGGCAGCUCCCACCAAGGAGGAGUUGGCGACUUUUGACUCUGUGGACAACAUUAUCUUCAACAUGGCUUCUGGUUCUGCCCCACUGCAGCUCCAGCUUCGUGCUACCAUCCGCAUGAAAAAUGGAUUCUGUGUACCCCGUGAAUGGAUUUAUCACUUGACAGAAGGGAGCACAGACCUCAGAACUGAAGGCCGUCCUGACAUGAAGACUGAGCUCUUUUCCAGCUCAUGCCCAGGUGGAAUUAUGCUGAAAGAGACAGGCCAGGGUUACCAGCGCUUUCUCCUCUACAAUCGCUCACCACACCCUCCUGAGAAGUGUGUGGAAGAAUUCCAGACCCUGACCUCCUGCCUGGACUCCAGAGCCUUUUUACUAACUCCCAGGAAUCAAGAGGCCUGCAAACUGUCCAGUAACUGACCUGUAACUUCAUCUGUGCCCCCAGAACAAUAUAGCGGGAGCUGUUGUUGGGGGAAAGAGAAGCUGAAGACUCCUGAUUCUCUUUCAAGGAAAAUAAAGAUGAUUUUUCAAUCCACAUCACA